AUGUCAGAGAUGAAAUCCGCAGUUGCUAGACAACCUCUCAUCGCAGCAAAGUUCCUCUGGCUCGCGGUCAACGAUUGCUUUUCAACAGGAUGCGAUGGCAGCUUCGUUCUUUCGAAGGACUACAGGCGUGACGUGAACGAGUUCGGACACGCUGUCUCGGUUAUUAGGGCCAUUAAAACUCGAUUAGACGCAGCUUGCCCUGGUGUAGUCAGCGUGGCCGACACAAUUGCGGGUGCCUCAAAUUGGAAUAGGACAAAUAUUGAUCCCGAUCUAGCCAGGACGCUAGAAGCUGAUGCCCGAGCCGGGCACCAGAGUCCGCUCGACGUAACGACGCCACAUAAGUUUGACAAUUACUACUACAAAAACUUGGUGCGGAGAAAGAGGGUGAUGUCGUGCGACCAGGAGCUCUUCAACGGAGGCUCAACAGAUGCCAUAGUCCGCAGGUACAGUGUUAAUCCUGGCGCGUGGAGCCGCGAUUUUGGGAAUGCCUUCCCUACAAUUCACGAGCCCGCACAUUUUGAAGGGUCCAAUUCCGAGCAAAAUUGA
Penicillium maclennaniae is the source of this 546-nucleotide messenger RNA. RefSeq lists its product as uncharacterized. Gene Ontology annotation, molecular function: heme binding; peroxidase activity. Bases 1 to 546 code for a protein of 181 amino acids. NCBI's taxonomy places the organism in Eukaryota, Fungi, Ascomycota, Eurotiomycetes, Eurotiales, Aspergillaceae. The record is from RefSeq and is a predicted model, not a curated record. Gene Ontology annotation, biological process: response to oxidative stress. The transcript has 3 exons.